GUGAGGUGCAUGUUUGUAGCGACAAUAAAAGACGUAGGUUUGUCGUGUGCCAUCCAACAAUGGCAUCGGAAGAAGGCUCUUGGGUCUUCGAUUCUUUGGUGGGGUUUCUUCAAGGGCCAAUAUGGAAUGCUCCAAUACUAACGUUCAUCGAACAAAAAUCAUCGGUCUUCGAGCCGGGGCACUCUGAACAUGAAGACGAAUUCAGGAAAAUCCACGAGGAAUACAAAGACCUGGUGGAUUCAAUGCUGGGAAGUUACAUGGAGGAUAUAGGUAUGACACCAGAGCAAUUUGAAAAUGCGUGCAGUAAGAAUACUGCAGGAGGACUGCACAUACGAUUUCAUCAGACCCUGUUUGAGCAGGUGUGGGCAGCUAAUGACUACGAAAUCUUCAAAAGGAUGAUGAUCCAGAAGAACGUAGAGCUUCAGCUGCAGGCACUGGAGAUGAUCCAACAGCGCUAUGGCAUCACCCCACAGUCAUUCCUGCCAACUGAAAGAGAUGAAAGCCUUCAGACAGAGGAGGAAUCCCGAAUCAUGGAGGAGGUUAUCAAGAAAUCUCUGGAAGAAUAUGAGACAAGCAAGAAGAUGCUGGACAGCUCCACUCUUGAGAUAGAGCAGAGCCUGGUGUCAUCACCCGAGGAGCGCCAUCGUCUGGAAGCAGAGUGCAAGAGGGAGAAGGAGCUUCUACACACUGCACUCCAGCACUCAAUUGAACCAUCAUCACAGAAAGAAGAACCAGAGCAAAAUAAAUAUGAAGAUAAUGAAAUUCAGAUCAAAACCCAGGUUGAUGACACGGAAGUGAUGAAACGACAGAAAUACCUGAAAGCACAACGGGACAAACUUUUAGCACUUAAAAAGCAAGAACGAGAAAAACAGCUGCAGGCUGUGGAAUCUGGCAGCAGCAAGCAACGUCCGAGAUCUGCAAAAGCAGCACAAUCAGCACUGGCUGGUCAGCCAGAAAACAAUGCACAGACCUUGCAGGUGCGAAAGGCUCUUGCAGAACGACUGAAGUCUGAAGUAGUUGGCAGGAAGUCCUAGAGUUUACAUGCUUCUGUUUCUGAUCAAGUAGCUUCUGUUCCAAAAAAAUAGGCAUUUUUGGUUUUGUAACUAAGAAUUGUAAUUUACCUUCAGAUGGUGCCAUAUUAAUAGAUUAAUUCUUAGUUUUACUUAAUGACACUUUCAGCAGCACAUAAAUUUGGGCAGGGGAGCAAAUGGUUGUAAAAUAAGAAAUCAUGUCACAGAAGGAAAUAGUCCUACCCUAUUUUACAGUAUUAUCCAAGCAUUUGCCUUGGCAGACAGGAAAACCACAAAUAUCUCGGGCCACCUGCUAGCCAGGACAAGAAACAAACCCAAACCACCCAAAAGGAAAAGGAGAGCGCUAAUCACUCUAAAAAGUCUUAUUUUCUUGAAAUAUUUUCACCCACUCCAAGCACUCACCGCAGAGUUUAUUUUUACUGUGUUCCAUAAUAUGAGUAAAUAUAUUCUACUGAUAAAUUUGACUUGGUUCAUCCUGGUCCAUCACACUAGUAAUAGUAUAAAAGAUUAUUAACAUCAUCCAGUGUGAUU
This is a messenger RNA of Cryptotermes secundus, 1562 nucleotides long. RefSeq names its product cilia- and flagella-associated protein 36. Gene Ontology annotation, cellular component: ciliary base; axoneme. The transcript has 7 exons. The coding region runs from base 60 to 1034 and encodes 324 amino acids. NCBI's taxonomy places the organism in Eukaryota, Metazoa, Arthropoda, Insecta, Blattodea, Kalotermitidae. The record is from RefSeq and is a predicted model, not a curated record.